AUGGCACCAAGAUUUUUGCGCAAUCUCAUCCCGCGUCGAGAGAAGCGUGCCCCUCCUGGCGCCGUACUUGCUGCGCUCAAAAAUCUCACCUGGGUGCAGUGGGCUCAAUUCUGGUCUGGCUGGCUCGCCUGGACAUGCGACGCCAUUGAUUUCUUCGCAGUAUCCCUCACGGUGAAACUCUUAUCAGCACAAUUUGGAAGGUCAACCAGUGCGAUCACGACCGCCAUCACGUUAACGCUCUUAUUCCGAUCGGUCGGCGCUAUCUUAUUUGGCAUCUUAUCUGACCGGUUUGGCCGCAAGUGGCCAUUGAUUAUCAAUCUCCUUCUCUGCUGUGUUCUUGAGCUCGGAACUGCCUUUGUCAACACGUACACACAAUUCCUCGCCGUUCGUUCCCUAUUCGGAAUUGCUAUGGGUGGAAUAUGGGGACUUUCGUCAGCCUCAGCCCUUGAGAACUUGCCCGUUGAGCUUCGUGGGAUUGCAAGUGGAGUGUUGCAAGAAGGAUAUGCCGUUGGGUACCUCAUUGCAGCCGUCAUCAACCUGACCUUGGUAGCCGAACACACCUGGCGGGUGCUUUUCUGGACCGGAUCAGGCAUCACUUUCUUUGCCGCCUGUAUCCGUGUUCUUGUUCCUGAGAGCGCGUUCUUCCUGCGUGCCAAGGAACUAGAGAAGGCGAAAGGGACCAAUACCUCGCAGAAAACCAAGAUUUUCUUCAGGGAAACGAAGGAGAUGUUGAAGCGUCACUGGCUCUUAUGCAUUUACGCAGUGCUCUUAAUGACAGGAUUCAAUUUCAUGUCUCACGGUUCACAAGAUCUGUAUCCCACGUAUCUCGAGACCACCAAGGGUUUCAGUACCCACGAUGCGACUAUCGCGACCAUUAUUGGCAACUGCGGUGCUAUUGCCGGCGGUGUUAUUGCUGGAUGGGUGAGUCAGUACAUUGGACGCCGCCUGACGAUUGUCAUUUUUGUGCUUCUCGUCGGAGCGUUCAUUCCAUUAUGGGUUUUACCCUCCUCAUUCUCUGGCCUCUCUGCUGGAGCAUUCUGGAUUCAGGUCGGUGUUCAGGGCGCUUGGGGUGUCAUCCCGAUCCAACUGGCGGAGAUGUCCCCACCGGCAUUCAGAGCAACAUUCCCUGGUGUUGCUUACCAGCUUGGCAACAUGGUAUCGUCAGCAUCAGCACAGAUUGAAGCCACUGGCGGUAACAACUUGAAGACCACCAUCAUGCAGAAUGGAGUCCUUACUGUAGUCCCAGAUUAUGCAACGGUACAAGCCAUCUUCAUUGGUGUCGUUGCUGCAUUCGUGGUCGUCAUCACGAUCAUUGGGCCAGAAAACCACGGUUCACAUUUCGAGAACCACAAGACUGCUUUUGAAGAAGGAGGCGGAAGCGAUGACGCUGUCCCAGAUGACCCAUCACGAACGUCGUUUCAUGAGGUCGACGAGAAGAGCAGCGCUUAGGUCGCUCACUGAGCGCCUCUUAUGUAGUAGUACGAAUAUGAUCGCAUUACCUACCUACCACAGCAUGACAACAAUGUGUCAUUUUUAAUGAACGAUUUUUUCCUCCGAGUUGAUAGUAGCGCGGCCAUUAGCGUUGUUGGUAGGUCGCGUGUUAUACCUCAAUUGUGAAUGAAUGAAUGAAUACCAUUUACGGGGGUCGUAGCG
Messenger RNA from Suillus paluster, 1653 nucleotides. RefSeq names its product carboxylic acid transporter protein. Gene Ontology annotation, cellular component: plasma membrane. The coding region runs from base 1 to 1449 and encodes 482 amino acids. Gene Ontology annotation, molecular function: secondary active monocarboxylate transmembrane transporter activity. The record is from RefSeq and is a predicted model, not a curated record. Gene Ontology annotation, biological process: plasma membrane lactate transport. The transcript is spliced from 15 exons. Lineage: Eukaryota; Fungi; Basidiomycota; Agaricomycetes; Boletales; Suillaceae.